CACGUCAUUGACCCCCUGUGUAGAGCGACGAAGUUGGCUGCCAAAACUGGAAGCAGAAGAAAAUCCAACAUGGACGCCGAUGAAGUUGACAUUGAAUUGCCCUACAUUUGCCCCAAAAUGGCGGAUGAUCCGGACAUCAUUGACACCGAAAUUGGAUUACCAGUUCAAGAGGUGGAGAUUGAGAGCAUACCAAUGGAACAUAUUGAGGGUAUAACGACAGAAAAUAUAGUUACAAUACCGGUAGAUGGAAUUGGACAAGUGGAAACCGUGGAAUGUGAAACUGUUGACGGAAUUGAAUGUCAACCCAUCUCGAUUCAUCAUGCGAUUCACCAUUUAACAGAUCGUGAAGAAAUUGUUCUUCAGACUAGAGAGGAAAUUGUAGGGGAUGUUGAUGAUUUAACAGGUUCAAGUUAUAUUAUUGAUGCAGACUCUGUCCCUGUUCCAGUACCAAAUUCAGAUUUAUCGGACGAAACAUUGGCCGGUCCCAGCAGACGGAAAAAGGGAAAGAAAAAUUCUCGAACGAGAGUCUUGGCGAGCGGGGAGUUGUCAUUUGACUCCGAAAAGAACACAAGAAAAUGGGAACACAAGCAAGUUCAAAUAAAAACUCUCGAAGGAGAGUUUUCAGUGACGAUGUGGGCUUCAGAAGAGAAGAAGCAGCUGUCAGAUGACCCUGUGACCCCACCUCAGCAGGUGAUAGCACCACCAGCAUGUCAUGACCGAUCUCUUGGCUUUGAGUGUGAGCCACCAGACUACUCAGAGUACCUCACUGGAAAGAAGUUACCACCUGGUGGCAUCCCAGGCAUCGAUCUAAGUGAUCCAAAACAGUUAGCAGAAUUUGCAAGGAUUAAACCAAAGAAGCCAAAGGAUGAUGAUGUGCCAAGAACAAUAGCCUGUCCUCACAAGGGAUGUACAAAGAUGUUCCGUGACAAUUCAGCCAUGAGGAAACAUUUACAUACCCACGGCCCACGGGUACAUGUAUGCGCAGAGUGUGGUAAAGCCUUUGUUGAGAGCUCUAAACUCAAGAGACAUCAACUGGUCCAUACUGGAGAGAAGCCUUUCCAGUGUACAUUUGAAGGCUGUGGGAAGAGAUUUUCACUGGAUUUCAACCUGCGCACCCAUGUGAGGAUACAUACAGGGGACCGUCCAUACGUCUGCCCAUUCGAUGGCUGCAACAAGAAGUUUGCCCAAUCUACCAACCUGAAAUCACACAUACUCACCCAUGCCAAGGCUAAACAACAGCAGCAGACAGUGGUAGUCACGUUGCCUUUGUGAACGUAGUCAACACAUCUUAGCUGUAGAGCUUAGAUGUGAUGUAAGUGACCCUAGCCUUAACCUGACCAAGUGAAGAGAGAGUUCCAUAGCUCCAUUGACAUCAGUCCUAGACUGUAAUUGAUCAAGUGAGCAGUGCAACAGUUUGGGUUGGAGAACUUGUAUGAACUUUAACAAAUAAAGGCAUUCUUGUCUCUCUUUAUUUCCCUCCAUGUCUUUCUUUAUCUCUCUCUUUCUCUUUCUCUUUCUCUCUCCUCUAUAUUUUGUGCAUUUAAAAUAGCUACAGAUGAUGAAAGAAGAACCGGGAUGCAUCUACCUGACUAUUUUAUCAAAGGUUCAAUAUUAAUGUUCCUAAAUUGAUCUUGUUGUCAGUAGAUGCUGAUUGUUUAAAUGUUCCCAUCCGUCAUUUGUCUACUGUCACAUUCAUGUUUCUAACAUGUACAUCUUUCUGUCUUAUGCACACCACUCACUCUUGGCUGGCAAUGUAAAUAUCUAUACAUACAUUUAGUGUGACCUAUGAGUUUGUAAUUCGAUUGAAACCUUUGCACCACUCUGUCAAAUGGACUUAAUUGUAAAUAAACAAUUUUAAAUUCAGUCAUGAGUCAUGACAAGUGAAGAGCAUCUAUGCCACCAAAUACAUUAUCAGUAUAUUUUUUUCAUAUGAUAAUGUUAAGGAAUAUAUUAUGUCUCAGUAACUUUCUGAGGUUAUGAUGAAAUAGACUUUUUAAAGAAUGCCUUUGUUAUUGUUCUUUUCAGCAGUCUUUACAAUAUAUAUUAGUGCUGUAGUCAAACGUUUAACCGUCCGGUAUCCGACCGCCCAUGGCGGAUUUCGAUUUAUGCCCCUCCACCUGGCACUAUGCCUGGCAAUGUCUC
This is a messenger RNA of Strongylocentrotus purpuratus (purple sea urchin), 2142 nucleotides long. RefSeq names its product transcriptional repressor protein YY1 (gene yy1). Gene Ontology annotation, molecular function: RNA polymerase II cis-regulatory region sequence-specific DNA binding; DNA-binding transcription factor activity, RNA polymerase II-specific. Gene Ontology annotation, biological process: regulation of transcription by RNA polymerase II. The record is from RefSeq and is a predicted model, not a curated record. Gene Ontology annotation, cellular component: transcription regulator complex; PcG protein complex. Lineage: Eukaryota; Metazoa; Echinodermata; Echinoidea; Camarodonta; Strongylocentrotidae.